This is a messenger RNA of Branchiostoma belcheri (Belcher's lancelet), 12304 nucleotides long. RefSeq lists its product as uncharacterized. Lineage: Eukaryota; Metazoa; Chordata; Leptocardii; Amphioxiformes; Branchiostomatidae. Bases 263 to 11581 code for a protein of 3772 amino acids. Gene Ontology annotation, molecular function: calcium ion binding. The record is from RefSeq and is a predicted model, not a curated record. The transcript is spliced from 70 exons.
CACUGGCAACCUGGGAUCUAUAUCAGUGAAUGCAAGCUCUGCCAUCGUCAUUGAACAGGAAACCACUUCAACCGUCGUAAGUCUUGUUGUUGAGACCAAUUGCAGUGCAGAUCUGCUCAAUCCUGAGUCAGCAACGUACAUCGCCCUGGUCGCUCGACUUGAGUCUGCGGUACUGUCGAUUCUUGAAAAUACCCCAGGCGUUGUUUCCAUUGAAGUGACCAGAGUCAGUUGCUCUGGCCUCAAUAUCCUGGUCACAAUUUUAAUGACAGUCACAGAAACGACAUCAUCUAAUGUAGUAACAACCAUUUCUACGACUGUGUCGUCUGGUUCUCUUGGCUCCAUCUCCGUGGACUCUACAUCGUUUAAUUCAGGAGAGGCUGCCACUCUUUGUCGAAAUCCCCUGGACAUCAUCUUUCUCCUGGACGGAUCAGGAAGUGUUGGGGCCUCAAAUUUCGAGAAAGUCAAGCAGUUUACCAAGAAAACAAUCAGUGGAUUUGACAUUGGUCCAUCGGCAACUCAAGUAGGGGUUAUUCAAUACAGCACGCGGAUCAGACAAGAGUUUUCCAUGAACUCUUUCCUCACAAAAGAGACAUUAUCUGUUGCGAUCGAUGAAGUACAGUACAUGAGAGGAGGGACUCUGACUGGAAAAGCCAUUCGCUACGUGACGAAGUAUGGAUUUGGCAGGUCUGAUGGGGCUCGUUUGGGUGUUCCAAAGGUUGUCAUCGUCGUAACUGACGGUGUUUCUGGCGACGCAGUUGCUGCACCUGCCUUAGAAGCACAACAGAAGGGAAUUACUGUCUAUGCCAUCGGCGUUUCCGGAUAUGACGCAGAUCAGUUGGAACAAAUAGCCAGCAACAACAACACUUUAGCGUUGGUGGACAACUUCAACCUCUUGGAUAAUCUCCGGAACACGCUGCUGACAGGAGUGUGUUAUGCUGCUACACCAGUUUUUACAUCUGUGACGGUAAACGUGCCGUUCACUGCUGAUCUUAGGGAUCCGGGAUCAGCAGCUUUCACCACCCUGUCUGCCAGUCUUAAAACAGAGAUCAUACGUGUACUUGCAACAGUUGUGGGAGUUCAGAGUGUUUCGAUAGUCGGCUUCCAACCAGCGCCUGCCAACCAGCUGAAAGUGGUAAUAGCCGUAGCUGUCUCUGAGUACGCUGCAGUCACCAUGAAGCAAACAUUUGUCACAGCGGUACAAACAGGGAGUUUGGGUUCUAUAACUGUAGUCUCAAGUUCAGCUGGUUUUGUAGAAGAAUCAACAUCUGAGGUGACCGUGACACUUGUCGUUCAAGAGACAUUUACGGCUGAUCUUCUCAACGUGGAGAGUCAAGCAUUUGCCACGUUAAAGACGCGCAUCGAAACUCAGAUGUUUACUGUAUUCAAUAAUGUAAGCGGAGUCUCAGCAGUACAGGUCACUGACUUCAGUUCGUCUGGGCUUAACAUUAUGGUCUCGAUUACUCUGACGGUUACGGUGACGUCCUCAACUACAGUUAUAACGACAAUUUCCACGGCUGUUUCAUCUGGAUCUCUUGGCUCCAUCACCGUGGACUCAACGUCCUUCGUUUCAGGAGAAGCUGCCACUCUUUGCCGAAAUCCCCUGGACAUUAUCUUUCUCCUGGACGGAUCAGGAAGUGUUGGGGCCUCAAAUUUCGAGAAAGUCAAGCAGUUUACCAAGAAAACAAUCAGUGGAUUUGACAUUGGUCCAUCGGCAACUCAAGUAGGGGUUAUUCAAUACAGCACACGGAUCAGACAAGAGUUUUCCAUGAACUCUUUCCUUACUAAAGAGACAUUAUCUGCUGCGAUCGAUGAAGUACAGUACAUGAGAGGAGGGACUCUGACUGGAAAAGCCAUUCGCUACGUGACGAAGUAUGGAUUUGGCAGGUCUGAUGGGGCUCGUCCGGGUGUUCCAAAGGUUGUCAUCGUCGUAACUGACGGUGUUUCUGGCGACGCAGUUGCUGCACCUGCCUUAGAAGCACAACAGAAGGGAAUUACUGUCUAUGCCAUCGGCGUUUCCGGAUAUGACGCAGAUCAGUUGGAACAAAUAGCCAGCAACAACAACACUUUGGCAUUUGUGGACAGCUUCAACCUCCUUGAUAAUCUUAGGAACACGCUACUAACAGGAGUGUGUUAUGCCGCCACGCCGGUUUUUACAUCUGUGACGGUAAACAUGGCGUUCACUGCUGAUCUGAGGGAUCCGGGAUCAGCAGCAUUCACCACCCUGUCCGCAAGUCUUAAAACAGAGAUUACACGAGCACUUGUGUCUGUUGUGGGAGUACAGAGCGUUUCCAUUGUCGGCUUCCAACCGGCACCUGCCAACCAACUGAAAGUGGUUAUAGCCGUAGCUGUCUCUGAGUACGCUGCAGUCACCAUGAAGCAAACAUUUGUCACAGCGGUACAAACAGGGAGUUUGGGUUCUAUAACUGUAGUCUCAAGUUCUGCUGGUUUUGUAGAAGAAUCAACAUCUGAGGUGACCGUGACACUUGUCGUUCAAGAGACAUUUACGGCUGAUCUUCUCAACGUGGAGAGUCAAGCAUUUGCCACGUUAAAGACGCGCAUCGAAACUCAGAUGUUUGCUGUAUUAAGCAGUGUAUCUGGCGUCUCAGCAGUACAAGUCACAGAAAUUCGCUCUUCUGGCCUUAAUAUUCUGGUAUCGAUUUCUCUGACGGUUACGGCGACGUCCUCAACGACCGUGAUUACAACAGUUUCCACUGCUGUUUCAUCUGGAUCUCUUGGCGUCAUCACUGUGGACUCGAACUCAUUUGUCUCAGGAGAAGCUGCAACCGUCUGUCGCAACCCACUCGACGUCAUAUUUCUUCUCGAUGGAUCAGGAAGUGUUGGUGCUGUCAAUUUUGAGAAGGUUAAGCAGUUCGCCACAAAGACAGUCAAUGGCUUUGACAUUGGGCCUGAAGGAACUCAAGUUGGCAUCAUUCAAUACAGCACAAGGACCAGGCAAGAAUUCUCCAUGAAUUCAUUCCAAACGAAGGAAAGUUUGGUCUCAGCAAUUGACAACAUUGACUUUAUGGCCGGUGGCACUAUGACCGGAAAGGCCAUCAGAUACGUAACAAAAUAUGGGUUUGGAGAAUCUGACGGAGCUCGUCCUGGCAUCCCGAAAAUUGUCAUCAUUGUUACAGACGGGUUGUCUUCUGAUGACGUCGAGCAACCAGCUUUAGAGGCACAGCAGAAGGGCAUCACUUUAUAUGCCAUAGGUGUAUCUGGAUACGAUAUGGAUCAGCUUGAACGGAUUGCAAGUAACAACCAGACCCUGGCUGUGGUGGAAAACUUCAAUCUCUUGGACAGCCUGAGGAAUACACUGCUUACAGGAAUUUGCGAUAUCACUCCACCAGUCUUUGCGUCACUUACUCUCACGACACAGUUUUCGGCGGUUCUUCGCAAUCCAGGCUCUGUUGAAUUUAAGACUCUAGCAGCCACUGUAAAAACCGAGAUUCACAGUCAGCUUGUGUUGGUAGUUGGAUUUCAACGCGUUUCUGUCAUUGGAUUUCAGCCGGCGGCUGGGAACACAGUGAAAGUUGUUUUGAUCAUCAAUACGCAAAAGUUUGCAGAGCAGACUAUGAAGACUACGUUCAGUACUGCGGUUUCCUCUGGAUCGAUAGGCAGUCUGACUGUAGAUGUCGCCUCUGCUGUUUUCAUACAAGAAGAAACAAGAGAAACGACGGUGUCAGUCAAGGUUCAAGAAACAUUUACCGCAGCUCUCGUCAAUGUGGACUCCACUGAAUAUACCACUUUAAAGACGAGGAUUGAAAACUCGAUGUUGUCUACUUUGUCUGCUUCGCCUGGCGUGGUGUCGAUAUCUGUCGUAGAGGUCAGAGCAAUCGAGCUGCAGAUUAUAGUGAUUAUAAAAAUCACCGCUACCGCUUCCACGGUGGCUGCCGUUACCUCGACUGUCUCCGUCGCCGUGGCUACAGGCUCUCUUGGUGGCAUCACUGUGGAUACAAGUUUCUUCUCCUCUGGUGAACAAGCUCUUGCCUGUGGAAACCCCAUAGACCUAAUCUUCUUGUUGGAUGGGUCUGGAAGUGUGGGAUCGACCAACUUUAAUAAGAUGAAGGCGUUUGUGAAAAAGACUGUAAAGGGCUUUUUCAUCGGGUCAUCUAACACAAGGGUUGCUGUGAUGCAGUACAGCUCAUCCGUUAGACAGGAGUUUGCGUUGGAUGCCCACAGUACUUUAGAUGAUCUCCUUGUUGGAAUCGAAGAGAUUAGAUACCUGAGAGGGGGCACCAUGACAGGAAAAGCUCUGACAAGGCUACGGAGGCAAGGUUUCCAACAGAGCAACGGUGCACGUAAAAAUGUACCUCACGUAGCUGUUGUUGUUACGGAUGGACGGUCCAGUGAUAGCGUGGGCCAACCAGCCCUCGAAACGCGUCAGACUGGCAUUGUGCUAUAUGCUGUUGGCGUGGGCAAUUACGACAUAGAUCAGCUGACGGACAUCGCCAGCACCAAUGAGACGCUAGGUGUCGUUGAUAACUUCAACCUCCUUGACGAUAUCCGCAACUCGUUGCUACAAUCUGUAUGUAGCGCUACUGCACCCGUGUUUGCUUCGGUUGUGGUCCAGGCUGUUUACUCGGAACAAUUGAGAGACACAGGAUCGGCUACGUUUGUCUCACUUGCUGAGGAAGUUCGCGUGAACAUGGUGUCCACCUUUAGCAGUGUAGUUGGCUUUCAGUCUGUGCAAGUUGUUGAAUUUCGGCAAAAGACAUCAACAACCGUGACAGCAGUUAUAUCCAUCUCCGUAACGACGUAUGCGACCGCUACCUUAACACAAACGUUUAAUACAGCUGUGAGCAGUGGAACUAUUGGCUCUUUGAUAGUGGUGCCUGGGUCUGCAGGAAUAGUAACCGAGGAGACGCAGAGUGUUUUCACGGCCUUCGUAAUAGAGCAGUCAUUCACCUCCGCACUUCUUGUUUCAACAACAACGGAGUACGUGGAGCUUAGGAAGACAGUAGAGACCUCGGUACUCUCCACUCUUUCAGCUGUUUCUGGAGUGUUGUCUGUCCAAGUGGUUGAAUUCAAAGCUAUAGAUUUAAACAUAGUCGUCACGAUAAGGAUAGAGGUAACUGUGACCGCCUCUGCGUCUGUCGUUACCUCCGUGUCAACCGCUGUAGCAACUGGCCAGAUUGGAACAAUCACUGUCGACUCUCAGACAUUCCUCACAGGGUCAACAGCAUUUCCUUGCAACAAUCCUGUGGAUAUCGUCUUUGUCGUCGACGGGUCUGGCAGUGUCGGACGUAGAAACUUCGAGAAAGUAAAGGGAGGGAUUAAAAAGAUUGUAGGAGACUUUAGCAUUGCGCUGCUCACCACCCGGGUAGGCGUUGUGCAAUACAGCCAUGUUGUUCGACAGGAAUUUGCUCUGGAUACAUUCAGCAACCUUCAAGACCUCGAGUCUGGAAUCCAAGGCAUCCCCUACAUGGGAGGUGGUACACGGACAGGUGCUGCUAUAGAAUAUGCAAUCCAGAACAGCUUCACAUCAGCUAAUGGCGCCCGACCUGAUGUUGGCCAUGUCAUUGUCGUUGUGACGGAUGGACGGUCUUAUGACGACGUAUCCAAGGCUGCCCAAAAGACCAAACAAGCAGGCAUUGUCGUCUUUGCUGUUGGAAUCACUGAUGGGGCUGUGGAAUCACAGCUAAAUCAGAUUGCUAGCUCCACCGACAAAGUCGCACUGGUUGAAACCUUCAAUUAUUCGACGAUCUUAAGAGGAGAAUUUUUCCGACCAAUAUGUUCAGUCUCAGCUCCGACAUAUGCCUCUGCUAUUGUCAACGUUCAGUACACAGAAGACUUGAGAAAUCCGAGUUCUGUAGCAUUCAUCUCACUUGCCACCCAGAUACAAGUCUCGUUCACGAUUACUCUGAACGUCGUAGUUGGAUUUCAAAGUGUGCAAGUUGUUGAAUUUCAGCAAAGUUCCUCCAACACCGUAAAAGUCAUUCUCGUUAUCGUGGUGACAGCGUACGCAGCUCAAGAUUUACAAACAACCUUCUCAGUCAGUGUCUCUAGUGGAACCAUCGGCAACCUCACGGUUGAUCCAGCUUCCGCAAUCUUUGUUGAAGAAGAACUUUUGCCCAAGUUUGUUGGACUGCAACUUAAACAAUCCUUCACAAAGAAUCUACUGGUGAUGAGUUCCUCUGAUUUCUACACCCUUGGAGCUCGCGUAGAGAAAGCGUUAUUACCGGUUCUGUCAGUAGUGCAAGGUUUCGUGUCCGUAAGGCUGAUUGGUUUCCAGACGGCGGGCGAUGAUACUGUUGCUGUCGUGACAACUGUUGGGACGUCUAGUUUUAGCUCUAACCUAAAGUCCAACGUUGAUGUGGCUGUAACAUCUGGAACACUCGGAGAUCUGUCCGUAGAAACAUCGGUCACUGUUGGUGAUAGAGGUCCACCUUGUGAUGUAGUACAAGACAUCGUGUAUGUUGUUGAGGGCUCUGAUACGAUGGGAGCUGACAGCUUUGCCAGAGUGAAGGAGUGGAUAAAGAAAGCUGCUUCAGAUUCUCUGGUCUCUCCUAACAACCAGCAAGUCAGUGUAGUACAAUUCAGUGACAGCCCACGACAAGAGAUAAAGUUCGGAGAAUACACAAACAUCGACACCCUGAGCAGUGCCAUCGACGCCCUUGUGCUGGUGGGAGGUGGUAACAAAGUUGGGACAGCCAUUUCAUUUAUUACGGCUAGCACUUUUUCGGAGCGAAAUGGUGCGCGCACGAAUGCUCCUAAAGUUGCUGUCUUCAUCAUUGCUUCCUCUUCGGAGGAUGAGGUUCUUAAUGCAGCUAUGGCUGCACAGACUGCUGGAAUACUGAUGUAUGCUUUCAGCGUCGACAGCUUAACCAACCAGACGCAGCUAGAAGAUAUAGCAAGCAGGAAGCAAUUGUCGCGGAGCAGUAGCUUGAACAGCCUCGACGACCUCCGGAACACUGUUCUCAGGCCUCUCUGUUAUGGAUUGACAUACAGUUACGGAAGCUUUAAACUGGCAAGUCCAUACGACAACAAACUGUCAAACAAAACCUCCACCGAAUAUAUUACCAUGAAAACAAACGUCGAAUUUGCGCUCUAUUCCUUGUAUCCAAACAUUACUGAACUGCAAGCUUUAGAACUGGUCGAUCUAAGGAAGUCGGAAGGAGCAGGCGACCACGUCAGAGCCGUGUUUCGCAUGAAUAACUUAGGCUACGCCUUCCAAGAUCUGUCAAGUGUCUUAGGUGAAUCAGUGAUGACAGGGCAAAUAGGGUCGCUUGCUGUCGAGACGGGUGGGAAAGUUUUUACAAAUGUAUUUACGGUAACCUACCUCCAAUCUGUGAUUAAGGACGAUAGCAACGACCCCGACACUUGGUCAGCAAAAGCAUCGGCUGUUUCAGUUGCAACUGCUGAACGCCUUCGAUCAAACACAGGAUUCUUUUACCAAGACACCGUGGAAAUAAGAAGCGGGGUCGUCGGUCCACAGAUCGUGUUUAGAAUCACCUCAACUACUGCUUCCGUUGCUGACAUCAAGACUUCCAUCUUGGCUGCUUCCAAGUCAGGGAUACUUUCCGACGUUGACAGAGCCUCGCUGAAUUUUGCUGCCACUCCUGUUGAUUUUGGCAAUCCACCGUACAUUGACAUCAUCCUCAAAAGGUUCUCUGUCACAUAUACGGGUUUUGACACCUUCUCUCCCGCCGCACCCAUGGAUAUCAAGUUUGAUGUCAACGUUGGUAACGAUGGUACUGCAGACUUACCAAGUUUUGAGGGAAUACAGUACACGUUUGGGCUUUAUCUAACAGAUGCUGCUGAGCUGGAAUCAGCCACGACAAAAUCAGCCAAAAUUUCGGUGACUCUUUCAACUCAAGCAGAGAGUGAGGUACAGCUCGGCAUAAGGAAGAAGUCAUCCACGCUGAUAAGAGACAUUUCUGCGCAAAUCGACUUCUCAUCGAAAGUUAUUUGUGAAGCUUACUCCUAUAUCUGUGUUCGUGUCACCUUCAUGCUGCCCUAUUACGCCGAUUACCAGUCUGAUAAUGAAGAUUACUGUACUGCAAUUACAAGCAUUGCACGGAAAAACUGUGACUUGUUGCCUUGCAGUAGCCAAUCAGGCUGUUCCCCAAAUGCCGUCUGCACCCAAGACGGUUCCAGCCCACCUCAAUGCAAGUGUCAGCCUGGUUUCACUGGUGAUGGCCGGACAUGCACAGAUGUCAACGAAUGUGACAAUAGUCCCUGCAACGAGAAUGCCAAUCAGAUAUGUAGGAACACCUUCGGUCAUUAUGAGUGCAACUGUCGUCCUGGAUAUACUGAUGAAGGCGGUACAUGCAUUGCAUCUAAUAAGCUGAAGUCAGCAGUGAUCCUGACGAAACAAUCAUUCAGUGCAGACCUUACCAACCCUGCAUCAACGAUGUACAAACAGCUCGUCGUUACUGUCACUGUCACGAUCACUUCUCUAUUUCGACAAACUAUAGUGUCAUUUGCAGUUGUAAAAGUAACGAUUAUAGGAUUUAGACCAGGCAGUGUGGUAGCAGACUAUACCGUGGAUGUAAGAGAUACGUCCAACGUCACGGCAGUGGAUCUAGAAACAGCUCUUAUGGGCGCAACGACGGCAAAUAAUGGAACGGAUCUGGGGAUCUCCCCGAAUAUAACUUUCACAGAUUUCGAUGAAUGCCAAAACGAGACGAACAAUGACUGUUCACCAAAUGGAUUUUGCACGAAUACGGUCGGUUCAUUCAUGUGUUCCUGCAACCCAGGAUAUACUGAUCAGCAGCUGAACAGAACCGGUCGAGUUUGCACUGCGAAUCUUACAACGGCAAGGCCUACUGUCGGAAAGACUGCCAGCCUCACAACACCAAGUCCUACAGUAGUUAACACAACUGCAAACAUAACAACACCUAGGGUCACCUUGGUCGCCACUACAGCCCACCUCACAACACCAAGUCCUCCUGGGGUGAACACAACUGCAAACAUUACAACACCGAGGGCCACCAUGACCAAUACUACAGCUAAUGUCAGAACACCACGCCCCACUGGGUUAAACACAACUGCAAGCGUCACAACACUAAGGCUUACCAAGGCAAAUACUACAGCCAACCUCACAACACCUAGUUCCACUCUGGAAAAUAUAACACCGAAGCCUACUAUGAUUGGAAAUACAACAGCCAACAUCACUACACCUAUCCCAACCAUCCCACAAACCACUAUAAACCUAACAACUCCGAAGGCAAGAGUUGAAAACACGACGGCGAAUAUGACCACAUCUAGUGUUUCUGUCGCCAUUACCAUUGCAAACGUUACAGCUAACCUGACAACUGUCCAGGUUACCCCUCAACAGUAUACGAACCUCACCACCCUGGACGUUACCAAAGGAAACAUCACUGCGAACGUAACAUCUGCCCAAAGGACCACCCAACAAUAUGCCAUAAAUCUAGCGACUUCAAGUGCAACGAUGGAAAGAGCCAAUAUCACUACGCCCAGUGUUUUUACAGCCAACCUCACGACUCCUGCCUUCACGACCGCAAGCAUUACUACUAACUUAACAGCAGCAGUGACCACUCACCAACCUGAUGCUGUGACAGCAACUGUUUCUCAUCCAGUGAGCGUAACACCUUUAGUUACACCUGCAGCACAGACAGGUACCACAGCUGGCCCAACUAUGGCUGUAUUCACCGCCACGGAUCUAAAGGUGGUCAAGGUCAGCCAGAGUCAGUAUUCCCAGGCCUACCCUGCCACAGUGGACGUCAGCGUUACUCUACAGAAAACAUCAGGAGACAUCGACAGUGACGAUAUUACCGUAGAAACUCUUAGUGCUGUUAUCCUCUUUACCAACAAUGGCAACCUAGAAGAUGCUACCGUGAAAUCGUCUACUUUUGACACAACCAUUUCAGAAUACGACCUUGCUUUAAUAAAGACCUUUGCAACACAAAAGACAUCAUUAUCGUUGUCAAACCUUAAAGCAUCAAACGUUGUUAUGGACAGCAACUGCACCUUGUAUUCACACCUCUGCUUGAACAUGACUUCCGCCAAUGCUAAUGUUCAGUUCGGAACGAAUGGCGAUACAUGCCUACAGCUAGGGAGUGAACAAGGACAAGCAGGACCUAAGGAUUGCAGUUUUACCAUAGGAAGUUGCACUGAAACUUGUGAUACAAACGCAGUGUGUGUAAACCAAGGAAGCAGCUUUCAGUGUGUGUGCAAGUCGGGCUACAGUGGUGAUGGUACUUCGUGCACUGAUGUAAAUGAAUGCAAAGGAUCAGUCUGCACAAGUGAUGAAAACGCCAACUGUGUGAAUUCGGUGGGAAGUUUCUCUUGCGUGUGCAAAGCUGGAUUCCAUAAGGACAACGGAGCAUGUGUUGCGAGCGACCGAUUCAGGGUGGAGUUUUUGUACGCUUCCUUGAACUACGUGGCGAAAUUGGCUGACACGUCAUCUACUAUCUACGUCACGUACGCACGGACCUAUCAAGUAGAGACAAUCCAUCUGUAUCUGUUAGUGGGACUUAGAACCGCCUUCCUUUCCAUCUCCGACAUAACCUUCCGCAGUGGCAGUUUAUACGGCGGUCACACUCUGGAGACCAGGGAGAACGCCACCACCGUGGCUCAGGUGAACUCCCUGCUGCAGGCUGCAGUCGGCACUACAAAUCUCUUCACGAACGUUACAGUUCAAGAUUAUGACGAAUGCAGUAAUGACAGCCGUAACGACUGUUUCCAGCACAGUGAGUGUGUGAACACCCCUGGCAGCUACACGUGUUCCUGUCCGACAGGCUUCUUAGAUCAAAACUUGUCACGUCCCGGCAGGGUCUGUGGCGCAAACCUAACGUCUCCGUCUCCAAAGCCUACUAUGGAAAAUACAACGGUUAACCUUACAACACCAAGUCCAGUAGUAAACACAACGGCAAACAUCAGAACAUCAAAGCUUACAAUGGCCAAUAUUACAGCAAACCUCACAACACCAAGGCUUACCAUGGCUAACACUACAGCAUACCUCACAUCACCAAGUCUCACCAUGGCCAAUACUACAGCAAACCUCACAACACCAAGUCCUACUGCGGUAAACACAACGGCAAACCUCACAACACCAAGGCUUACCAUGGCCAAUACUACAGCAAACCUCACAACACCAAGUCCGACUGCGGUAAACCCAACGGCAAACCUCACAACACUAAGGCUUACCAUGGCUAAUACUACAGCAAACCUCACAACACCAAGGCUUACCAUGGCUAAUACUACAGCAAACCUCACAACACCAAGGCUUACCAUGGCUAAUACUACAGCAAACCUCACAACACCAAGUCCUACUGCGGUAAACACAACGGCAAACCUCACAACACUAAGGCUUACCAUGGCUAAUACUACAGCAAACCUCACGACACCACCUCCUACUGCGGUAAACACAACGGCAAACCUCACAACACCAAGGUUUACCAUGGCUAAUACUACAGCAAACCUCACAACACCACGUCCUACUGCGGUAAACACAACGGUAAACGUCACAACACCACGUCAUACUGCGGUAAACACAAUGGCUUACCUCACAACACUAAGGCUUACCAUGGCCAACACUACAGAAACCUCACAACACCAAGUUUUACCAUUGCCAAUACAACAGCAAACCUCACGACACCACGUCCUACUGCGGUAAACACAACGGCUAAACAUCACAACACCAAGGCUUACCAUGGCCAAUACUACAGCAACCUCACAACACCAAAUACUACUGCGGCAAACACAACAGCAAACAUCACAACACCAAGGCUUACCAUGGCCAAUACUACCGCGAACCUCACAACACCAAGUCCGACUAUAGUAAACAUAACUUCAAACAUCACAACACCAAGGCUUACCAUGGCCAAUACUACAGCAAACCUCACAACACCAAGUUCUACUGCGGUAAACACAACGGCAAAUGUCACAACACUAAGGCUUACCAUGGCUAAUACUACAGCGAACCUUACAAUACCAAGGCUUACUAUAGCCAAUACUAAAGCAAAUCUCACAACACUAAGUCCUACUGUAGUAAACAAAACUGAAAACGCCACAACGCUAAAGCUUACAAUAGCCAAUACUACAGCUAACCUAACAGCAUCAAGCCCUACUGUCAUGGUGGUAAACACCACAGCAAACGCUACAACAUGGACGCUUACUUCAGACAACACUACCGUCAACUUCACAACAUCAAGUACUACUGUCCAAAACACAGCAAUCGAGGUCACAUCACCCAUCCUCCCCAUCACAAAUACAACUAUAAAUAUAGCGACGUCAGGCACAACGUUGGAAGGAAAGAAUAUGACUACUUCUGGUUUUUAUGCAACCACAGAUGAUGUGUCAACCACUGGUUCUGUUCCAGUGAGUGUAACACCUUUAG